Messenger RNA from Pyrgilauda ruficollis (rufous-necked snowfinch), 2182 nucleotides. RefSeq names its product glycogen synthase 2 (gene GYS2). Lineage: Eukaryota; Metazoa; Chordata; Aves; Passeriformes; Passeridae. The record is from RefSeq and is a predicted model, not a curated record. Gene Ontology annotation, cellular component: cytoplasm. Gene Ontology annotation, biological process: glycogen biosynthetic process. The transcript has 16 exons. The coding region runs from base 1 to 2115 and encodes 704 amino acids. Gene Ontology annotation, molecular function: alpha-1,4-glucan glucosyltransferase (UDP-glucose donor) activity.
AUGCCACUGGCAAGAUCCCUGUCCAUGACAUCUCUGAAUGGGCUUCUUCAGUGUGAGGAUGAAGACCUGCCCAUGGAGGAUUUGUUGCUCUUCGAAAUUUCUUGGGAAGUUACCAACAAAGUAGGAGGCAUUUACACUGUGAUCCAGACAAAAUCCAAAACUACAGCAGAUGAAUGGGGUGAAAACUAUUUCCUGAUUGGCCCCUAUUUUGAGCAGAAUGUGAAGACUCAGGUGGAAUUCUCUGAACCUCCAAACCCUGCAGUUAAGAAGGCAAUGGACACCAUGAAAAGCCAUGGGUGUCAGGUCUUUUUUGGAAGAUGGCUGAUAGAGGGCAGCCCUUAUGUCUUACUGUUUGAUAUAGGAUCAGCAGCUUGGAACCUGGACAAGUGGAAAAGUGAAUUUUGGGAAGUCAGCAACAUAGGGAUCCCUUUUCAUGACCGAGAAGCCAACGAUGCUGUGAUUUUUGGAUCAUUAACAGCCUGGUUUUUGAAAGAGCUUUCCUGUCAGUUUGAUGACAAGCCAAAUAUAAUUGCCCACUUCCACGAGUGGCAGGCAGGAGUGGGUUUAAUCCUGUCUCGAUCACAAAAACUUCCCGUUGCCACAAUUUUUACUACCCAUGCGACUCUGCUUGGGAGAUACUUGUGUGCAGCCAGUAUUGACUUUUAUAACAAUCUGGACCAGUUUGACAUUGACAAGGAGGCUGGAGAGAGGCAGAUUUACCAUCGGUACUGUAUGGAGCGGGCAUCUGUGCAUUGUGCCCAUGUGUUCACCACAGUCUCCCAGAUCACAGCCACAGAAGCAGAACAUAUGCUUAAAAAAAGCCCUGAUGUUGUCACCCCAAAUGGCUUGAACAUUAAGAAAUUUUCAGCAAUGCAUGAGUUUCAGAAUUUGCAUUCCAUGUACAAGGCUAGGAUCCAAGAGUUCAUUCGAGGUCAUUUCUAUGGCCACCUUGACUUCGAUCUUGACAAGACCUUGUUUUUCUUCAUUGCUGGGAGAUAUGAGUUUUCCAACAAAGGAGCUGAUAUGUUUCUAGAAGCCUUAUCAAGAUUAAACUUUUUGCUGAGGGUUCACAAGACUGAUGUUACAGUUAUCGUGUUCUUCAUCAUGCCAGCAAAAACCAACAAUUUCAACGUGGAAACCUUGAAAGGACAAGCAGUCCGGAAGCAGCUCUGGGACACUGCACAAUCUGUGAAAGAAAAGUUUGGAAGGAAACUCUACAAUGCCUUGCUGAAAGGAGAAAUCCCAGACCUGAACAAGAUUCUUGACCGAGAUGACAUAAGCAUUAUGAAAAGAGCCAUCUUUUCAACUCAGAGACACUCUUUGCCUCCAGUGACCACCCACAACAUGAUUGAUGACAGCAAUGACCCAAUCCUCAACACCAUCCGGCGCAUUGGGCUGUUCAACAACCGCACAGACCGUGUGAAGGUGAUCCUACAUCCAGAGUUUCUUUCUUCAACAAGCCCCUUGCUGCCCUUGGACUAUGAGGAGUUUGUUAGAGGCUGCCACCUUGGUGUAUUCCCAUCAUACUAUGAGCCCUGGGGCUACACUCCAGCUGAGUGUACUGUGAUGGGCAUUCCCAGUGUAACCACAAACCUCUCUGGAUUCGGCUGUUUCAUGCAGGAACAUGUUGCUGACCCAGAAGCUUAUGGGAUCUACAUUGUGGAUAGGAGGUUCCGCUCACCAGACGAGUCGUGCAACCAGCUGACCCAGUUCCUGUAUGGGUUCUGCCAGCAGAACCGGCGCCAGAGGAUCAUCCAGAGGAACCGCACUGAGCGCCUCUCAGACCUCCUGGACUGGAAGUACUUGGGCAGGUAUUAUAUGCAUGCCAGACACUUGGCCCUCAGCAGAACAUUCCCAGAUAAAUUUGAGAUGGAACCAAGUGCUCCACCAAAGACGGAAGGUUUCAGGUUUCCCAGGCCUUCAUCGGUGCCGCCAUCGCCCUCUGCCUCCCAGCAUUCCAGCCCUCACCACAGUGAAGCUGAGGAUGAAGAUGAGGAUGAGAGAUACGACGAGGAUGAGGAAGCUGAAAGGGAUAGGCAGAACAUCAAGUCCCCCUUUUCCACUGGAGCCUUGCCACAAGGAAAAAAGAAGCAGCAUGGAGAAUACAGGAACUGAACUUGUUGCUCUCACCCUGGCAUUGCUCCCCAUCCACUCAAGAGUUUCUCCUGUAGGCUUGGCAAGC